AUGUCUUUCCGUGGCCGUGGCUUCUCUGCCACCGGUGCGAACCGGGGUGGUUUCGGUAACCGUGGUGGUCGCGGAGGUUUCCAGCCAUCGUUCGGCCCCCCAGCCCAAGUCCUGGAGAUGGGUACCGUCAUGCACGCCUGCGAGGGUGAGAUGGUCUGCGAGUCUAUCAACCCCAAGGUUCCCUACUUCAACGCCCCGAUCUACCUGGAGAACAAGACUCCCAUCGGUAAGGUAGAUGAGGUUCUGGGCCCCAUCAACCAGGUCUACUUCACCGUCAAGCCCCAGGACGGCAUUGUCGCUACCUCAUUCAAGCCUGGUGACAAGGUCUUCAUCGGUGGAGACAAGUUGCUGCCUCUUGAGAAGUUCCUCCCCAAGCCCAAGGCCCCUGCUGGUCCCAAGGUCAAGCGCGCUGGUGGUGCCCGUGGCGGUGCUCCCCGUGGUCGCGGUGGAUUCGGCGGUCGUGGCCGUGGUGCCCCCGGUGGUUUCUCCCGUGGUGGCAGCUUCGGUGGCCGCGGCGGUGGUCGUGGUGGUAGCGGCUUCGGUGGCCGUGGUGGUUCCGGUGGCUUCGGUGGCCGCGGUGGCUCCGGUGGCUUCUCUCGUGGCGGUGGCCGCGGUGCUCCCCGUGGUGGCAGCUUCGGUGGCCGCGGUGGUGGUGGUCGCUUCUAA
Messenger RNA from Penicillium odoratum, 666 nucleotides. Its product is annotated as H/ACA ribonucleoprotein complex subunit GAR1/NAF1. Bases 1 to 666 code for a protein of 221 amino acids. NCBI's taxonomy places the organism in Eukaryota, Fungi, Ascomycota, Eurotiomycetes, Eurotiales, Aspergillaceae. The transcript is spliced from 5 exons. Gene Ontology annotation, cellular component: box H/ACA snoRNP complex. The record is from RefSeq and is a predicted model, not a curated record. Gene Ontology annotation, biological process: snoRNA guided rRNA pseudouridine synthesis; ribosome biogenesis. Gene Ontology annotation, molecular function: box H/ACA snoRNA binding.